Molecule: messenger RNA, 1689 nt
Organism: Linderina pennispora
Lineage: Eukaryota; Fungi; Kickxellomycota; Kickxellomycetes; Kickxellales; Kickxellaceae
Product: MFS general substrate transporter
Exons: 1
Coding region: 1-1689 (562 amino acids)
Biological process (GO): transmembrane transport
Molecular function (GO): transmembrane transporter activity
Source: RefSeq, a predicted model, not a curated record
AUGCCCUAUGGAAUAUGCGAGAGCGAGAAGCCAACGACACCCAACCCAUUUAUCAACAUUGUCCGGCGAGACACCUUUGAGACCACCGACCCCAUUGGCGAAAGCGUGCUGGACGACGCGUCGUCAUCGGCAGUAUCCUCUGAUGACGAUGUCGAGACAAGUCUUCUGACCGGAAAGCGCCUGUACCUGGCGCUGGCCGGUCUUGACACGCUGCUAUUUAUUGCCUCGCUGGACAUGACGAUCAUCGCGACAGUAUACGUGGAGAUAGCCGACAGCUUUUCGUCUCUCUCACGGGCCGAGUGGACAGUGACAUCGUAUAUGCUAGCAUCAACAGCAUUGCAGCCGCUGUAUGGGAAAUUCAGCGACAUCCUGGGCCGCGUUGAAGCUAUUGUGGUUGCAGUGCUGCUGUUCGUUGUUGGCUCGAUAAUGUGUGCGCUGAGCAACUCUAUGAGCAUGCUGAUUGCCAGCAGGGCCGUGCAAGGGCUGGGCGGUGGCGGCCUGGUCAGUCUGAUAUUUGUGGUAGCCGCAGAUAUUCUGAGUGAGCGCGAGCGCGGGAAAUACAUUGGGCUGUUUUCGGGCACCUGGGGCCUAGCGUCGGCGGUGGCCCCGAUUCUGGGCGGCGCCAUUGUGCAGCGGAGCUCCUGGCGGCUGAUCUUCUGGAUCAACCUGCCGAUCUGUGCCAUUGCACUGGCGCUGGUCAUUGUGACCAUGCGGCUGCCAAAGCCCCAGGGGUCGAUGCGCGACAAGAUCAAAAAGAUUGAUUUUCUGGGCACAUUAAUGUUCCUCAUAGGCACUGUGCCGCUGCUGCUGGGGCUGUCAUGGGGCGGCCGCGAGUACACAUGGACGUCGCCGCUGGUACUCGGGUGUCUGGUCGGCGGGUCUCUGGCGCUGUGUGUGUUCAUGGCCAUAGAGUGGAAGGUGCCGAACGAGCCAAUUGUGCCCUCGCACCUGCUGGCUAUCCGCAAUGUCUCGCUAUCUUCAGUUGGUCACUUCUUCUAUGGCGCUGCAGGGCUGGCUCCGAUCAUCUUCAUUCCGCAGUGGGCGCUGCUAGUAAAAGGUGCGACGGCAAUAUCAGCCGGCAUGCAUCUGCUGCCGUUCACAAUCGGCACCGUGGUGACAUCGGUGGUGGGCGGGUUCAUCAUGGCACGCACUGGGCGGUAUCGCCGGCUAAUUGUGGCCGGAUCCGCCAUGUUGGCCGUGGGCAAUGGCCUGCUUGUUUUACUUGACGAGAAAUCCCGUCUUACCUUACAGAUCGGUCUACUGUUCCUAUGCGGGCUGGGCGCGGGCGCCUGUAUCCAGCCGAUUAUGAUGGCUGCACAGGUGGCAGUGUGUGGUCGCGAUAUGGCGGCAGUCACCACGCUGUGUGCGUUCCUCAGGUCUCUGGGCGGAAUCCUGAGCGUGGCCAUCCUGAGCUCGGUCAUGCAUAGCAAUGUCAGACAGGGGCUGAUACAUUUAGCCACAAGGUACCCGUUCAGCAUCCGGUUCCUGCUGGAUGUCGGCGAGAACCAGUCAAUCAUCUACAAACCUGAUGUGCCGGCUGAGCUGCGUGUGGCAAUUGUGCAUAUCUUCCAGAGGGCGCUGCGUGCCUCGUUCUAUGCACUGCUGCCAUUCUCGAUACUCUUGGUUGUAUGUACACUGGGAUUCCAGCAUCUGGAGCUGAAGCGGCAAAGAAAAAAGACCAUCGGGUAA